AAAGAAAGAGAAUUAAUGGAAAGGGAUAUCCAAGACCUCCUUCCAUCUCUCUUCUCCAUCCUCCCGUUUACGAAACGCCACCAAAAUUCUCCUUAACAAGCACGUUUGGAAACGUUUCUCAUGGAAGAGGGCUUGACUAGGAGGAGGGUGUAAGUGGGUUUUCUCAUGUGACCAUGGUUCCAGCUCCAAACCUCUUCCAACAGCCCAACAAUAGCCAUGGAGGUUGUGUGGGGCCUGGCGGAGGCGUUAUCGAUGCGACAGGCUAUGUUCGAAAACAUAUGAUAAGAUUCGAUCCGUUUAAUCACAUGGCCGAAGAUGGAUCAAGGGCUAGUAGUUCAUGCGACGUGGGCCCUUCGAAACACAUGCAACAAGAGAAAGGAGAUGAUGAUGAUCAUGAUGAGAGAGAUGUGGGGUGGCUACAAUUAGGUAUUGGUAGCCAUGGGAGUAGGGCUCACGGAUUUAAUCACAUGGAUGUGCCUGAUCGAAGAGAUGGACGGAUACAAUUCGAUCUUCUCUCUGAUCGUGCUGCUGCACCGGUGGGCCCCACUUUCAACAUGGGCAACAUCCAAUUGCCAAGGCCUACUAAGAACGGUGCAAGCACUUCUUCAAUUUUCAAUACACCAACGCAAGUUGGAACGAGUUUGAGUUUCAGGCAGCCGCCGGAGGCGGUGUGGGGUCUGUAUGGGCAUGGCCCAUGGAAUCCAAUGGCCUGUUCUUCUUCUUCUUCUUCUAUGCCAUUUUAUUCACUACCACAUCAGCACACUUACGCUAUAUCAGGUCCACUUCCAAUCGGUGAUAUGAGAGUCGUUGAUCGACCGUUGAGGAUGCAACCUGGCCUUUGGUUUGUGCUACAAGCAUCACAAAACCAAGGACAAGAGCUCUUUUUGCCUCAGAUACCCAAGAGCUAUUUGAGAAUCAAAGAUGGGAGGAUGACCGUUCGGUUAUUGAUGAAGUACUUGAGUAACAAGCUGGGACUGAAUAACGAAUCAGAGGUACAGAUGACAUGUAGAGACCAGCAACUUCUGCCUAACAUGACAUUGCAACAUGUAAGGGAUAACAUAUGGUGUUCUGCAGGUGAUACAGUCACCUUACUCACGCACUCCCCGAGCCCUGAGCAUGUGAUGACCCUAGAGUACAGCAAAAGAGCUUAAAGAGAGAAUCCUAUGUUAGUUUUGCACCAUUUAAAAGUGGGCCACUCUUCAGCCUCCACAUAGCAUAGUUGGACUGAAAUCUGGACCGUCCAAGUUGCUGACUCAACUGUGGAUGGAGCAUAACCUAAAAAUUGCACUGAGAAGAUAAUAUUAGCCGUCUGAUUUUUCCUUUUGAAUUUGGAUUAACCACCCAUUUGAUUGUCAUUAAUUGCAUGGUUAGGAUUGCUUGAUCAUUGUGAUUCUAAAGAUAUUCUCCAUCUGCAAUGGGACCCUACAAUUAGAUGGUCUGGAUAGCUUUACAUUAGUGCCACAUGUGAGGAGGAUGACUCACGGCCAUUUUUCAACGGUGAGAAGCUAACAUAGGAGUCCAGCCCUUCAUACAUACAGAGAGAAAAUCCAGGGCGACUAUCGAGGAGGAGCAUCAGCUGCUCAUUUCAAGCAUCUUGAUCAUACAGGUGGGACAUCUUUGGCAAUCAAAACCGUCGGUGUCAUGGGCCAUCACAUAUACUUACCCAAGCCUGAAACUUGUGAUGAAUGGGAAAUCCUGGCCAUCAGAUUGGUGCAAAUAUUACCCAUACAAUGUGGCCCGUUGCUUUGUUUUGCAGUCAACUUUCUCUUAAUCAUCCAUUUACAUGUCACUAAUAUAAAGGGCAAGAUGGUAUGAUCUUGGCGAUUUUUGAACCAUUGCCCUUUCUUGUGGUAACCCACUAAAUCAACGGUUCAGAUUACCCUAAAACUAUGCCAUGUUUUCAUCUUUCAUCUUCUCUGAGUUUUGUUUUCUUAGUUUUCCAGGUCUUU
Molecule: messenger RNA, 1949 nt
Organism: Magnolia sinica
Lineage: Eukaryota; Viridiplantae; Streptophyta; Magnoliopsida; Magnoliales; Magnoliaceae
Exons: 4
Coding region: 174-1151 (325 amino acids)
Biological process (GO): multicellular organism development
Source: RefSeq, a predicted model, not a curated record